AUGCACUUGAGCUUGAUAGCUUUCGGCUCUUUAGCGAAGCGCUCGGUCAAUUUGGGCCGAGGUGGGCCUCCUAGUGUAUAUGAGAUGAGAGAGCCAUUGUUGAAGAAAGCGGUUGAGAGAACAAAACUCAAGGUGAAGCCUCAUGAAGAUGAAUGGAAGAAGAGUGGUUGCUCGAUUAUGACGGAUGCUUGGAGUGAUAGAAAGAGAAGAAGCAUCAUGAAUUUGUGUCUGAAUUCUAAAAUUGGAACGAUAUUUCUAUCUUCCAAGGAAUCUUCCGAUAUAUCUCACACAAGUGAAAUGAUUUUUGAGUAUGUGGAUCAAUGCAUUGAGCAAGUUGGGCCCGAGAAUGUCGUUCAAGUCGUGACAGAUAAUGCUUCAAAUAAUAUGGGAGCGGCGAAGUUAUUGCGCACAAAGAGGUCAACUAUCUUUUGGACUUCAUGUGCCGCACACACCAUCAAUAUUAUCUUGGAGGGCAUUGCAAAACUACCCCGGUUCACCAAAACCAUUGAACAAGCAAAGGCAUUGACUAUAUUCAUUUAUGCACAUCAUAAGACCUUAUCCAUGAUGAGGUCUUACACUAAAAGGGAGGGCAUAGUAAGACCCGGAGUCACACGAUUCGCCUCUUCAUUUCUUAGCUUGCAAAGCUUGAUGGAAAAAAAGGCACAAUUAAGGGCAAUGUUCACUAGCUCCGAGUGUGAUGAGUGCAAGGGGAAAGAAAGUUACAACACCGUGAUGUCUAUUAAUUUUUGGAAUGGCGUGACUUCUUUCUUGACUAUUUUUGCUCCUUUGGUGAAGGUGCUUCGCAUAGCGGAUGCCGAUAAGAAGUCGUCGAUGAGAUUUUUGUAUGGGGAGCUUAUGCAUGCUAAAGAGGAUAUAAAAAGUGUCUUGAACAAUCUUUCCAAGAACUAUGAUCCCAUCUUAGAAAUCAUUGACACGAAGAUGAUGGACAGAUUGGACACCCCGUUGCACUUGAUGGCAUAUCUACUAAAUCCUUAUUAUCAUUAUAAGGACUCGAAUCUCAUACUAGAUCAAGUUGUUUCGGAUGGAGUUCUUGAUUGUCUUACUGUCAUUUGUCAUGGUAACUUUGAUUUGAUGGAUAAAAUCAUGAACGUUGAGUUGCCCAUUUAUAAGACAAAGGGCGGAGUCUUUGGGAAGCCAAUUGUCGCAAAAGGUUGUGAAGUAAACGACGAGAAGUUUGAUUCGGUCUAUGUCCAAUUCAAUUCCCGUUUAUUGAACAACCGCAAAUGGAGGAAAGAAAAGGAUGUGUUACUUGCUAGUGAGGCAAGUAAAGCUCAAGAGUGGAUUAUUUCGGUAUUAGAAGACGAGGACGAUGAGGAUGUCAAUGGACAUGAAGUUGAGGAUGACACAUCAAGAGUGAGUGAGCUUGAGGAAGAGGAUUUUGAAUCCGAGGAGGAGGAACAAGUUAAUGAGAAUGACAUUGACUUUGAGUCGGAUGAAGAGCGUGUAUUGGAGAAUUAUGGAGAAGAAGAAGAAGAUCCUCUUGUGCUUGACUAUAUUUCUUAG
This is a messenger RNA of Striga hermonthica, 1524 nucleotides long. Lineage: Eukaryota; Viridiplantae; Streptophyta; Magnoliopsida; Lamiales; Orobanchaceae. The record is from the annotation of a GenBank genome assembly.